AUGCCUCUUCACCUGUUACCUCCUCUUGCUCCUCUGUACCUUGCUCAAGAGCUCUGCUUUACUCCCUUCUGGCCUACAUCCCCACUCUCUCCCUUCCCACCUUCUCUUACUCAUCACCCCACCUUGUCAUCCUCCCUUCCACCUGCUACCCCUAACAUCCUCCCUUCCACCUGCGUCCCCCGUCAUCCUCCCUUCCACCUCCGUCCCCCGUCAUCCUCCCUUCCACCUGCGUCCCCGGUCAUCCUCCCUUCCACCUGCGUCCCCUGUCAUCCUCCCUUCCACCUGCGUCCCCUGUCAUCCUGCCUUCCACCUGCGUCCCAUGUCAUCCUCCCUUCCACCUGCGUCCCCUGUCAUCCUCCCUUCCACCUGCGUCCCCUCUCAUCCUCCCUUCCACCUGCGUCCCCUCUCAUCCUCCCUUCCACCUGCCACCCCUGUAAUCCUCCCUUCAACCUGUGUCCCCUGUCAUCCUCCCUUCCACCUGCCACCCCUGUCAUCCUCCCUUCCCCCUGUCACCCCUGCCAUCCUCCCCCGCCCCUGUCGUCCUGCCUUCCCCCCUGCCGCCCCUGUCGUCCUCCCUCCCCCCUGCCGCCCCUGUCGUCCUCCCUCCCCCCUUCCGCCCCUGUCGUCCUCCCUCUCCCCUGCCGCCCCUGUCGUCAUCCCUCCCCCCUACCGUCCCUAUCGUCCUCCCUCCCCCAUACCGCCCCUGUCGUCCUCCCUCCCCUCUGCCGCCCCUGUCGUCCUCCCUCCCCCCUGCCGCCCCUAUCGUCCUCCCUCCCCCCUGCCGCCCCUGUCGUCCUCCCUCCUUUCUGCCGCCCCUGUCGUCCUCCCUCUCCGCUGCCACCCCUGUCGUCCUCCCUCCCCCUUGCCGCCCCUGUCGUCCUCCCUCCCCGCUACCGCCCCUGUCGUCCUCCCUCCCCUCUGCCGCCCCUGUCGUCCUCCCUCCCCCCUGCCGCCCCUGUCGUCCUCCCUCCCCCCUGCCGCCCCUGUCGUCCUCCCUCCCCCUCUGCCGCCCCUAUCAUCCUCCCUCCUCCCUGCCGCCCCUGUCUGCCAUUCCCUAGUCUUGGAAUGCCGGAAGCAGCAUUGAGGCCAAAGGAGUGGACUGUGGAAUGCAGGCAGGCCCGCUGA
Messenger RNA from Closterium sp. Naga37s-1, 1125 nucleotides. The record is from the annotation of a GenBank genome assembly. NCBI's taxonomy places the organism in Eukaryota, Viridiplantae, Streptophyta, Zygnematophyceae, Desmidiales, Closteriaceae.